Messenger RNA from Neogale vison (American mink), 1624 nucleotides. It is a transcript of the gene LYPD3, whose product is annotated as LY6/PLAUR domain containing 3. Gene Ontology annotation, cellular component: plasma membrane. Lineage: Eukaryota; Metazoa; Chordata; Mammalia; Carnivora; Mustelidae. The record is from RefSeq and is a predicted model, not a curated record. The transcript has 5 exons. Bases 37 to 1074 code for a protein of 345 amino acids.
CACCCAGGGGGAACGCUGAGGGAGCAGGACGGAGCCAUGGACCCUGCCAGGAAAGCAGGCUCCCAGGCAGUGAUUCGGACUACGGGCUGGCUGGUUCUGUUGAUGCUCCUUCUUGGAGGAGGAGCGCAGGCCCUGGAGUGCUACAGCUGCGUGCAGAAAGCAGAUGAUGGAUGCUCUCCACAGAAGACCAAGACGGUGAAGUGCGCGCCGGGCGUGAACGUCUGCACAGAGGCCGUGGGGGCGGUGGAGACCAUCCACGGGCAGUUCUCGGUGGCAGUGCGGGGCUGCGGUUCGGGACUCCCGGGCAAGAAUGACCGCGGCCUGGACCUUCACGGGCUACUGGCCUUCAUCCAGCUGCAGCAGUGCUCCCAGGACCGCUGCAACACCAAACUCAACCUCACGUCCCGAGCGCUGAACCCCGCAGGCAAUGAGAGCGCGUACCAGCCCAACGGUGCCGAGUGCUACAGCUGCGUGGGGCUGAGCCGCGAGGCGUGCCAGGGUACGGCGCCGCCCGUCGUCAGCUGCUACAACGCCAGCGACCGCGUCUACAAGGGCUGCUUCGACGGUAACGUCACCCUGACGGCAGCAAAUGUGACUGUGUCCUUGCCUGUUCGGGGCUGUGUCCAGGACGAGUUCUGCACCCGGGAUGUGGUGACAGGCCCAGGGUUCACACUCAGUGGCUCCUGCUGCCAGGGGUCCCGCUGUAACUCGGAUCUCCACAACAAGACCUUUUUCUCUCCUCGAAUCCCACCCCUUGUUCUGCUGCCUGCUCCUAAGCCCACCACUCUGGCCACAACCACCUCCAUCACUACUUCUACCCCAGUCCCAACCACACUCGUCUCUACCAGCAAACCCACCUCAGCCCCAGCCAACCAGACUUCUCCACAGGAAGUACAUCAAGAGACCUCCCAGAAAGGGGAAUCUAGCGUGGCUGGAGGCGCCCCUGGCCACCAGGACCGAAGUAAUAUGGGGCAUCACCCUACAAAAGGUGUGGCCUAUAGUAAAGGCUCUGUGACUCCCUUCAUUGGGCUGGUGGCCCCUCUGUUGGCUGUGGCUGCUGGCAACUUACUUUGAGUUUUUCCAUCUAGAAACCAUCUUGCCCUAUUCCCUGGCCCUGGGCGCCCUCUCUUCCCACUACUUCCCUUUCCCGGACUGGACUGGGCUGGCCCAGCCCCCGUUCUUCCAAUCUUCCCCACUCUCCCCAGCUUCUGCUGCACUGGUUUGCGGCUUUGGGAAAUAAAGUUACCGUUGUCUAUAUCCUGCCAGGGUGUUGCAGCUUUUUGAAGGCAGCAAAUGCAUCUCCCUUAUCUCUGUCUCUCUUUCCUGUCCUCAUGGUGCCUAGGACUGAGAAAAGUCAGGGCUGUCAUAGGGAAAAUGGGAGAAACAAUGAUGAGCUUCCUCUUUGCCUUCUUACAGCCAACCUGGAAUAUGGGGGGUAGAGCGGGGUACUCAUGCCUUCCUCUGCUUGGCUGCUGCCCCUUCCCCCCAUCUCUGUGGCAAUCGUUUGGGCGUCUGACUUCCUUACUAGACUGUGAGCUCCUCAAGGGCAGGGACCGUGCCUUAUGCCCCUGUGUGAUCAGCUUCUGGCACAGAAAGGUCUCAAUAAAAGUUUGGUUACUUUGUA